AGAAAACAGAUUCGAUCAUAUCCCUAACCCCUAAUCUUCGAUCUUUACACCCACAUUUCAAUAAAUUCUACACCAAUUUAAACUUUUUUCUUCUUUUUGGAAUUCCCUUUUUUAGAUUCAGAUAGAUUUUUUAUUUCACUCUCACGUUUAACAUAAUUUUACAGAAUUUUUUUCCUCACAAAUUCAACGACACCCUUUUGCUUACAUUGUUUGUGAUUGAAAGAAGAGAAAAUUGUUAAGGAAGGAGUUGAUUGCCAAGAAUUAAAAAAAAAAAUUAAAAAGGCUACUGUCAAAUGUUUGGUUCCGAUAGGAAUCCGGCGAGGGAUGCCGGCAGAGUGUCCACUGCCGGCAUGGUGUUGUUACCUAUUCAGUUUACAUGGCCACAUGGUGGUGACGAUGUCUCUAUAUCUGGCUCUUUCAAUGGGUGGACUGAGCUCGUGCGAAUGUCACAGGUUGAAGGUUGCCCCAAUGUAUUUAAAGCUGUCUGUGCCGUACCACAUGGCAGUCAUGAGUACAAGUUUUUUGUCGAUGGUGAAUGGCGACAUGAUGAACAACAACCUCACAGGAAUGGCGAAUAUGGAAUAGUUAACACUUUUGACACUCUACCUGUACCUGCAGAGGUCUCUCAGCAUCAAAUUCCUGCAGUUAUAUUGAACCAAACAAUACCUAGGAUUUCAGAAGAGGAUUUACGGGCCUCCCGGUAUCAAAUAUCUGCAUUCUUGGCAGCACAUACGGUUUAUGAGUUACUACCUGAGUCAGGCAAGGUUGUUGCAUUGGCUGUUGAUUUGCCUGUAAAACAAGCAUUUCAUAUUCUGGCUGAGCAGGGUAUCCCUGUUGCUCCUCUUUGGGACUUCUACAAGGGGAAGUUUGUUGGAGUUAUUAGUGCUUCGGAUUUUAUAUUGAUUCUAAGACAGCUUGGAAAUCAUGGAUCAACUUUGACAGAGGAAGAGCUUGAAACACACACUAUUUCUGCCUGGAAAGAGGGAAAGGCUCGCAGGAACGGACUAGUUGAUGGGCAUGGGAGACCAAUUCCAAGACAUCUCAUCUUUGCUGGGCCAGGUGAUAAUUUGAAGGAUGUAGCUUUGAAAUUUUUGCAAAAUGGAGUCGCCACAAUUCCUGUCAUCCAUUCAUCCUUAGAAGAUGGUUCAUUUCCCCAAUUAUUACAUCUUGCAUCGCUUUCUGGAAUACUAAAAUGCGUAUGCAGAUAUUUCAAACAUUGUUCUGGCUCUUUCCCCAUGCUACAAUUACCAAUUUAUGCUAUCCCUCUGGGUACAUGGGUUCCAAGAAUCGGAGAAUCCAGCAGUCGGUCAUUUGCGAUGCUGAGACCUACUUCUUCUCUUAGUUCAGCAUUAAAUAUGCUAGUUCAAGCUCGAGUAAGUUCAAUACCUAUAGUUGACGAUAAUGACUCAUUACUGGACAUAUAUUCUCGGAGUGACAUAACGGCAUUGGCGAAAGGCAGAGCUUAUACACAUAAUCUGAAUGAAAUGACUGUUUAUCAGGCAUUGCAAUUGGGACAAGAUUCCAACAGUCCUUAUGAGCCAAGAACACAAAGAUUUCAGAUGUGUUUGCAUACCGAUACAUUGCUUAAAGUGAUGGAACAAUUGGCAAACCCUGGUGUCAGACGACUUGUUAUCGUGGAAGCCGGCAGUAACCGCGUAGAAGGCAUUAUCUCGCUGAGCGAUGUUUUCAGGUUCUUGCUCGGUUAGUCCGAAAUAAUUUACAGAUGAACUAUCUAGGAGAGGUGAGUUUUUGCAGUGGCAUUUGGACUCCCAUGUCUUGUAGGCAACAUUCCGAGGCCCCAAUGUUCCGAAGAGACUGCAAUACUUCACACCGAUUAAUCGAAUCGAAUCAAAUCAAAUCUCAUUCAACCAUUGGAAUUGACUUCAUGCAUUUUGCUUGCAUAUUUUUAUUUUUAGAAAUUUAGGCCAAAGAAAGAGGCAUCAUUGUAAAUUUAAGAGAAUUUCAUUUUUUUUUCCUGCAAAAUUUAUCCAUCCCUUGCAAACCAAUGGUUUCACCAUGGUAGAUGGCCAUUAUCUGCUAGGAAAUAUGUGACCUGUAAUUGUUUUAGUUUAUUGUUGUCUUCAAGUUUAUAAGUAAAGAUAUGGGGGAGGAUUAUAUUACUUUA
Messenger RNA from Gossypium raimondii (Peruvian cotton), 2125 nucleotides. Its product is annotated as sucrose nonfermenting 4-like protein. The coding region runs from base 294 to 1706 and encodes 470 amino acids. NCBI's taxonomy places the organism in Eukaryota, Viridiplantae, Streptophyta, Magnoliopsida, Malvales, Malvaceae. The record is from RefSeq and is a predicted model, not a curated record. The transcript is spliced from 14 exons.